This is a messenger RNA of Akanthomyces muscarius, 699 nucleotides long. RefSeq lists its product as uncharacterized. NCBI's taxonomy places the organism in Eukaryota, Fungi, Ascomycota, Sordariomycetes, Hypocreales, Cordycipitaceae. The transcript has a single exon. Bases 1 to 699 code for a protein of 232 amino acids. Gene Ontology annotation, cellular component: transcription regulator complex. Gene Ontology annotation, biological process: positive regulation of cellular response to amino acid starvation. Gene Ontology annotation, molecular function: RNA polymerase II cis-regulatory region sequence-specific DNA binding; DNA-binding transcription factor activity, RNA polymerase II-specific. The record is from RefSeq and is a predicted model, not a curated record.
AUGAUGAACGCGGCAGAUGUCAUCCUGGACGACCUUCCCAUCUUCGAUGGUGAAGUCUCCAACACUGCCUUCUCCUCGCCUGCGAUCCCCUCGUCCUUUGACUUCAGCGGCAGCAUGUCCAGCUCCGCCUCUAACUUGGGAACUGUCUCGCCCCAGGAUCUUUUGGUCCAGGAGCCUUUCAUGUCCGCCCCCAACUCGGCCGCUCUCACUGCCUUGACCUCCCCGUCAAUCUACAAUGAGUCGCCCGACUUUGAUGGCUAUGACGUCUCUCCGAGUUUUGAGCCUGCUGAUUUUGGUAACCCAAGCGACUCUUGGUACCCCUUGUUUCCUCAGGACUCCAACGGUCCCGAGGCAAGCAACGCAGAGGACUCUCCCAACCAGGUUUCAGAUUCUGAUUCAGCUGGCCGGGCUUCUGGCAACAACAGACGCAAGCCUAGCGGCUCGCCCACCAGCGGCGGCCGCCACGCUGCGGCUGCUGGUGUCAACGCGCGCAAGCGUGAUAAGCCUUUGCCUCCUAUCAUUGUCGAAGACCCCAACGAUGUUGUCGCUAUGAAGCGAGCUCGCAAUACCCUCGCUGCUCGAAAGUCGCGUGAGCGCAAGGCUGUGCGCUUCGACGAGCUCGAGGAGAAGAUUGCUAAGCUCGAAGCUGAGCGCGACCACUGGAAGAAGAUUGCUUUGUCUCAAUCUGGUUCCCGAUAA